Messenger RNA from Cololabis saira (Pacific saury), 3257 nucleotides. RefSeq names its product mitochondrial basic amino acids transporter-like. The coding region runs from base 251 to 1177 and encodes 308 amino acids. Gene Ontology annotation, molecular function: high-affinity L-arginine transmembrane transporter activity. The transcript is spliced from 4 exons. Gene Ontology annotation, biological process: mitochondrial L-ornithine transmembrane transport. The record is from RefSeq and is a predicted model, not a curated record. NCBI's taxonomy places the organism in Eukaryota, Metazoa, Chordata, Actinopteri, Beloniformes, Belonidae. Gene Ontology annotation, cellular component: mitochondrion.
GUAGAUUACCAGCGAGGAACAAACAGAGAGGAGCAAAUAGAAAAUAAGCCAGUUAAAAACGAGCAUAGACAAAAUACAUUGUCAAUUCAAUCGCUGAUGUAACUGCGAGCUAAUGUAAACUAGGAUCUGAUCUCUAGGCGGAUUUAUCAUUCAGGGACAGUUGCCGUCUGUUGCAGGUUAAAUAAUAAAGGUGCGUUCAAAGACUCUCUAUAGCGUCAGGUAACAUUAAAUUCCUCAGCCAGGGGAGGUGAUGGACUUCGUUGCUGGAUGCAUCGGAGGUGUUGCCGGAGUGCUGGUCGGACACCCAUUCGACACAGUGAAGGUGAGGCUGCAGGUCCAGAGUGUGGACAAGCCUCUGUAUCGCGGGACCUUUCACUGUUUUCAGUCCAUCAUCCGGCAGGAGUCGGCGUUUGGUUUGUACAAAGGCAUCGGGUCUCCCAUGAUGGGCCUUACGUUCAUCAACGCCAUAGUGUUCGGCGUCCAGGGGAACGCUAUGCGGCAGCUCGCCGAGGACACCCCCAGCAACCAGUUCCUGGCCGGCGCAGCGGCGGGCGCCAUCCAGUGUCUCAUCUGCUGCCCCAUGGAGCUGGCCAAAACCCGCAUGCAAUUGCAGGGCACGGGGGAGAAGAAGUCGACGAGGAAGCUUUACAAGAACUCCCUGGACUGUUUGGUGCGCAUCUACAAGCGGGAGGGUCUGCGCGGCGUAAACAGAGGCAUGGUCACCACCCUGAUCCGCGAGACGCCCGGCUUCGGGGUGUAUUUCUGGGCGUACGACAUGCUGACGCGCAGCCUGGGCUGCGAGCCCGACGACCGCUACAUGAUCCCCAAGCUGCUGUUCGCGGGGGGCAUGGCCGGCAUCGCCUCCUGGAUCUCCACCUACCCCGUGGACGUGAUCAAAUCGCGGCUGCAGGCGGACGGGGUCGGGGGGGUCCACCAGUACAGCGGCAUCGCCGACUGCGUGCGGCAGAGCGUGGGCCGGGAGGGCUACAGGGUGUUCACGCGCGGCCUCACCUCCACGCUGCUGCGAGCCUUCCCCGUCAACGCCGCCACCUUCGCCACCGUCACACUCGUCCUCAUGUACGCGCGGGGGCUGGUGGAAGGACCUAAAGACUGUGAGGGGGUGCAGCCGGGCCACCGCGCGCAGAUACAGCAGCAGCCGCAGCCCUCCAGCCUGUGACAGCGCCGGCGUCUAACCCUCAACCCUGAAUCUGGGCACUUUAAAAAAUGCAUGAAGAGACAAAAGACUGUCUGACUCUUUCAUAUUAAACCAUUCCCAGUUUUGAGUCAGUUUAUAAGCACUGGCUUUACUUUACAGAAACGGGGAGGCAGAGGGCGUAAACCUCUUUAUUUUAGGUAGUAAUCUAAGUUUUCUUCUCUGUUUUUGAACCUGCAGGCUUGUGCAGAGUUGAUGAGAGUGAGACGGCGUCCUUGGAGCGCUUCUCUUUAGAAACAAGGCAGCAAGCCAACAACGUUACUGGUUUACGUCUACGUGUAGACACGGGACAAUCGUAUAGCUACUACAUAUAUCCUACCAUGUGCAAUCUGACUCCAUAUAUCCUAACAUGUGCAAUCUGACUCUAUAUACUACUGAUCUGAGUCAUUUCUUUUUUUUCUAUUCAUUCAAUAUUGAAAAAAGUGUUCCUGCCUUAUUAUACUACUUUUGUUUUGUGUAAGGAGGCUGAGGCCUGUGUUUGUACCUGAAACGUAUCGUUUGAAGAGUCAAAUGAGCAAGAGGGAAACUGUUGCGGAAAGUAUCAGCGUGCUAUCAAAUGAUAAAAAAAACAAACAAAAAAAAACCAUUGCAGCUGUGCUCUCGUAUCACUGGAGCACUGCUGAUCUCUGUCGUAGUCGGGAACCAUUCAGUCCGGAAAAGGUUCUCGGGGGUUGAGUGGAAAGCCUGCGUGCGAAUCAACACUUGUGUUUUUAUUUAUUUAUUUAUCUAUUUAUGUAUGUAUUUUUCCUGGUUUUGUUGCUCUUGUUUGUGUCUUUUUUUUCAUGGGUUUUGUUUUACCAUAUAAUGUGAACAUGUGUUACUGUAACUGCUGCUGCGUGAAAGGCCCAGUCGGAGGUGGAGCGUGCAGCUAGCUCCUCCUGUCCUUUCCCAUUUACUCGUCUUAUUUUUUCUUUUUUUUUUAUAUAGAUUUUUGUGUAUUAAAUGAUGAUUUAUGGCAUUUUAAAGUGGAUUGUGUCGGCAAGCUUCUGACUACAGUUGAACAGCUUGUUUUGUGCGUGUGUGCUUUGCGAAACAAGAACAUUUUAUCAAACAAAACUAACCCAGCUUUUGAAACAGCAAACAUCAUUUUUGCUUGGAAGGGUUCAUCAGUUAAAGACAGGUUGUGAAACCAGCAUCAGUUAUCCACCUUUCUUGCCAUUAUUAUCAUUAUUCAGAUUUUUAUUUGAUUGUCAUGUUAUCUAUGUGUUCAUGUGUGCGCAACAAUAGUGGAUUUACUGUACUGCACCUGGACUGAGGCCUUAAUCUGUUUGUUGUUACUGUAUUUACUCGUAACGAUGUACAAAGUCUUUACGUAAGAGCUCAUUAUACAUGGUUAUAGUUUGUAUUUAACGUCUGUGUUUUAGAAGCGGUUUUCUCGGUAACGGGCAGGCUCAUGUGUCCCUCUAAAGCACUUAACUCUGGGCCCCACAGACAAUCUGCUUCCCUAAUCUGCUUUUUCCAAGGAUCUGUCCGGGCUCGUAGAGCUGACGGCAAGUUAAACCGCCGGCGUCACUCGUGUCUGCAAAACGCAGGGCUAAAACCUCAAGUAUGCUGAAUGUAACUCGCAUUGCGUUCACAGGAUUUCUGGAGUUUUACAGGCAAAGUUGAUCAAGUCUUUGGAGUUCUUGCUGUUUCAAACUGUCUCUAUUUUGAAACCUCCAGUGCUGCUCAAACUCUUGGAAAGCCUCCAAGGUCGUGUGUAGUUAUAGCGGUGGCAAUGUGAAAUGUAUGCAUCAUUAUUCGUCCUCUGUAACAGUGACUGCUUGUGAAAUAGAUUGUAUCAGAGGGAAAAUGUUUGUGACCGCUGGUGUGUCUUGUGGGAUGGGAAAGAUGCAAUAUGUACAGGAUGUAAUGGAAAAAGAAUAUGAGACUGUUUUGAAUAACUAUAUAUAUAUGCAGAAGUAACAUAUUUUUCAUUUUACAGUAAAGCGUGGUUAUAUGAAUGUCUGGGUUUAAAAAUGUUUGCUGAUUAUGCUCGAGAUUCAUUUAAAAAACGGAGAUGUACUUUUUCAUGCAGGACCUGUUUGUCUCGGAGGAAAUAAAA